AAAUCUUGAUAAAACAUGUCGUCGUUUACUUUGUGGAAUUCACGAUGUAGUAUAACACUAUUGCGACAGCAUGCAAUGCUUUUUACAUCAGUUACAAGCACAAGUUCAAACGGUUUGAGUUACACAAAGUUCAGUAGUACAAAUUACCAACAACAACAAAAUUUUGUAACAAUGAGACAAGCUGCCGGCGACAAAGGUAGCGCCAAGCGCAACUCACAAUCUCGCAAUGCACACCGCAGCUCUGUGGACAGUACGCACAGUGACACAAAUGUAAAUUCGCCGCCAUUUAAUCAUCCACACUGUGAUAGACAAGCCAUGUACCAGCAGCCAGUGCGUAAGGUCAAAACUCUGCGAGGCAACUAUGAUUACGAUUUGGUGGUGAUUGGCGGCGGCUCUGGUGGCUUAUCCUGCGCCAAGGAGGCUGUGGCACAUGGCGCACGCGUUGCUUGCCUGGAUUACGUCAAGCCCACGCCCAUUGGCACUAAAUGGGGCGUUGGUGGCACUUGCGUUAACGUUGGCUGCAUACCCAAGAAGCUCAUGCAUCAGGCUUCGCUGCUGGGCGAGGCAGUGCAUGAGGCGGCGGCCUAUGGCUGGAAUGUGGAUGAUAAGAUCAAACCCGAUUGGAACAAGCUCGUCUCAUCGGUGCAGAAUCACAUCAAGUCUGUCAACUGGGUGACGCGCGUGGAUUUGCGUGACAAAAAGGUGGAGUACAUCAAUGGCCUGGGCUCAUUUGUGGAUCCGCAUACGCUCUCGGCCAAGCUGAAGACCGGCGAACGCACCAUCACCGCUCAGACCUUUGUCAUUGCCGUCGGCGGUCGUCCACGCUAUCCGAAUAUUCCAGGCGCUGUCGAAUACGGCAUAACCAGCGAUGAUUUGUUUAGCUUGGAGCGCGAGCCAGGCAAGACUCUAGUCGUGGGCGCAGGCUACAUUGGCCUGGAGUGCGCUGGCUUCCUCAAGGGUCUGGGCUAUGAGCCCACUGUCAUGGUGCGUUCCAUUGUGCUGCGUGGCUUUGAUCAGCAAAUGGCCAACUUGGUAGCCUCUUCCAUGGAGGAGCGCGGCAUUCCCUUCUUACGCAAAACAGUGCCGCUCUCUGUGGAGAAACAAUCCGAUGGCAGGCUGCUGGUCAAGUAUGAGAAUGUGGAGACUGGCGAGGUGGAUAGCGAUGUCUACGAUACGGUGCUCUGGGCCAUUGGCCGCAAGGGUCUGGUGGAUGAUCUGAAUCUGGAUAAUGCUGGUGUAAUGACACACAAGGACAAGAUUCAAGUGGACAGCGAGGAGACCACCAAUGUGCCGCACAUUUAUGCUGUGGGUGACAUCAUCCAUGGCAAGCCGGAGCUAACACCCGUUGCCGUCCUGGCUGGUCGUCUGCUGGCGCGUCGUCUCUAUGCGGGCGCUACACUGCGCAUGGAUUACGCUGAUGUGGCCACCACUGUGUUUACUCCGCUCGAGUAUGCCUGCGUUGGUCUGAGCGAGGAGGAUGCUGUCAAGGAGCAUGGUGCCGACGAGAUUGAGGUGUUCCAUGGCUAUUACAAGCCCACGGAGUUCUUCAUUCCACAGAAGAGCGUUCGCUAUUGUUAUGUCAAGGCUGUGGCACAACGCAGCGGUGAUCAGUUGGUCUAUGGCUUGCAUUAUCUGGGUCCAGUGGCUGGUGAGGUUAUUCAGGGCUUCGCUGCUGCACUAAAGUCCGGCUUGACCAUUCCCACGCUGAUGAAUACAGUGGGCAUUCAUCCUACUACCGCCGAGGAAUUUACACGUCUCAGCAUUACCAAGCGCUCUGGACUGGAUCCAACGCCUGCUAGCUGCUGCAGUUAAGAUGGAGACACCAACACAACACACACACAUACACCACACCUUCCCACUGCUCCCGCGUCCUCGUCCUCCUCCCCCCUGCAACGAAUUUCACACUUUGGUAGUUGCCGCCGCUAAAAAGUUAAAGUUUUAAAUAUAAUUCUCACCUCAAUUGUGAGCACACACCCCUACACAAACAAACAAACACACACACACACCUACACACACAAUAGCUCAGCUGACGCCCAGGUUUUGGGAAUUUGUUGCCCACUGUGCGUACUGCACUCAAAAUUUACGAGAGAAUUAUGUUAACAUUUAAUAUGCAAA
Drosophila busckii is the source of this 2115-nucleotide messenger RNA. RefSeq names its product thioredoxin reductase 1, mitochondrial (gene Trxr1). Gene Ontology annotation, cellular component: mitochondrion; cytosol. Gene Ontology annotation, biological process: glutathione metabolic process; cellular response to oxidative stress; cell redox homeostasis. Lineage: Eukaryota; Metazoa; Arthropoda; Insecta; Diptera; Drosophilidae. Gene Ontology annotation, molecular function: glutathione-disulfide reductase (NADPH) activity; flavin adenine dinucleotide binding; thioredoxin-disulfide reductase (NADPH) activity. Bases 16 to 1812 code for a protein of 598 amino acids. The record is from RefSeq and is a predicted model, not a curated record. The transcript has 4 exons.